Molecule: messenger RNA, 486 nt
Organism: Plasmodium cynomolgi strain B
Lineage: Eukaryota; Apicomplexa; Aconoidasida; Haemosporida; Plasmodiidae
Product: ribosomal protein L21e
Exons: 1
Coding region: 1-486 (161 amino acids)
Biological process (GO): translation
Cellular component (GO): ribosome; cytosolic large ribosomal subunit
Molecular function (GO): structural constituent of ribosome
Source: RefSeq, a predicted model, not a curated record
AUGGGAGGAAAGUCGAAGGGAAAGAGGUCUGGUACGAGGUAUAAGUUCUCGAAGAAAUUCAGAAAACAUGGUGAAUGCACAGCGAAUAAGUUUUUGGAAAACAUAAACUACGGAGACUACGUAGAUAUUGUAUGCGACUCGACUCAACAGAAAGGUAUGCCUUUCAAUUUCUAUCAUGGAAGAACAGGGAAGGUAUUUCAUAUCACAAAGAGAGGUGUUGGAGUGUUAGUAAACAAACGAGUUAAACAUCGAAUUAUAGAAAAAAAGGUUUGCGUGAGAAUUGAACAUGUCCGUAAAUCACGAUGCAACGAGGAUUUCAAACUGAGGAAGGAAAAGAAUGCGGAAAUCAUCAAGGAAGCUAAACUGAAGAAGGAGUUUAUUUCCAUAAAGAGGCAACCUGAGGGACCUAAACCCGCUGCCAUGAUUAAAGUCCCCCCCACCAAAAUUAUCACCGUCGAGCCGUUGCCAUUUUACGAGGAGUAUUAG